This is a messenger RNA of Vitis riparia (riverbank grape), 1409 nucleotides long. RefSeq names its product COMPASS-like H3K4 histone methylase component WDR5B. Bases 95 to 1042 code for a protein of 315 amino acids. The record is from RefSeq and is a predicted model, not a curated record. Gene Ontology annotation, molecular function: protein binding. Lineage: Eukaryota; Viridiplantae; Streptophyta; Magnoliopsida; Vitales; Vitaceae. The transcript has 3 exons.
CUAGAAGGGUUAGAAAAAUAGUUCGAUAAGUUACGCAUAAAUAUAGAUGUUAAAACUCAAAACUUAAAACCAGACUCUAAAUUCUCUAAUACCAAUGGCAAGUGGUGGUGGUGGCUCCAAUUCACUGCCGUACAGGCAGUACCGGCUCCUCCGAACUCUAGCGGCCCACGACCGAGCGGUGUCCUGCGUUAAGUUUUCCAGCGACGGCACCCUCCUGGCCUCCGCCUCUCUCGACAAAACCCUAAUUGUCUGGUCCUCGCAAACCCUAACCCUCAAGUCCCGCCUUGUUGGCCACUCCGACGGCAUCUCCGACCUGGCAUGGUCCUCCGACUCUCACUACAUCUGCUCCGCCUCCGACGACCUCACUCUCCGCAUCUGGGACGCCCAGUCCGCUGAAUGCGUGAAGACCCUCCGCGGCCACACCAACUUGGUCUUCUGUGUUAAUUUCAACCCCCAGUCCAACCUCAUUGUCUCCGGCUCCUUCGACGAGACCGUUAGGAUCUGGGAUGUUAAGACCGGCCGCCCCCUCCACACUAUUGCCGCCCAUUCCAUGCCUGUCACCUCCGUCUAUUUCAACCGUGACGGAUCUCUCAUUGUCUCCGGCAGUCACGACGGCUCCUGCAAGAUCUGGGCCUCCGACACCGGCGCUCUCUUGAAGACGCUCAUUGAGGACAAUGGUCCCGCCAUUUCCUUCGCCAAGUUCUCGCCCAACGGCAAGUACAUUCUCGUUGCCACUCUGGAUGACACUCUGAAGCUUUGGAACUACUCAACUGGGAAGUCCUUGAAAAUUUAUACAGGUCAUGUAAACAAAGUAUAUUGCAUAGCAUCUGCAUUUAGUGUGACUUAUGGGAAAUACAUUGUUAGUGGAUCAGAGGAUAAAUGUGUUUAUGUGUGGGACCUGCAAAGGAAGAUUCCACUUCAGAAACUAGAAGGUCACACAGAUACUGUCAUCUCUGUUUCAUGCCACCCCAAUGAGAACAAGAUUGCUUCCGCCGGUCUAGAUGGUGAUAGAACAGUGAGGAUCUGGGUUCAAGAUAUAUGAGCUUUAAGUACAGAUAGGUUGAAAUUGUAUUGGAUAAGAUCCCUGAAUCUUGAAUACCGGCUUAUGCAGCAAUGACAUUGCAUCUAACUUAAAGAACUACAGAAAUUUGAAGGCUAUCUCUCCCAAGAUCAGUUUACUGUACAGCCGUCUGAACUCCCAUCCAAUGAGAACCUAGAAGAUCUUGCUUCCAUAGCCUACAACUGCUGCAGAGUUACCUAGUAAAACAUCUGAAUUCCAAUUUCCACCUACUGCCUGGAAAAUGCAUGUACUCAUUACCUGGUGAUCACAGCUUUUUAUCUGUUUCUGAAUUUUAUAGUUGCUCCUGAAAGAAUUUUUUACUAUAAAAUUGUAAGACUUGGUUAGGCCA